Messenger RNA from Beta vulgaris subsp. vulgaris (sugar beet), 827 nucleotides. Its product is annotated as prefoldin subunit 4. Lineage: Eukaryota; Viridiplantae; Streptophyta; Magnoliopsida; Caryophyllales; Amaranthaceae. The record is from RefSeq and is a predicted model, not a curated record. The transcript is spliced from 3 exons. Gene Ontology annotation, cellular component: cytoplasm; prefoldin complex. Gene Ontology annotation, biological process: protein folding. The coding region runs from base 142 to 522 and encodes 126 amino acids.
GGCUAAAACUUUCGAACCCAGGGUUCGGACUAAUUCACGCCUUGAAGUUGAAAUCUCCUCUUGGUAGUUUUUACGCAUCUUCAUCUCAACCUACUCUUGCGCACUCCAAAGUUUUCCAAGUUUUCAACUUUUCAUCAAAACAUGCAACAGGGUUCAGGAUCAGAGACCCAAGUCACUUGGGAAGAUCAGCAGAAUAUUAACAAGUUUAGUAAACUUAAUAAUCGAUUUCAUGAGCUUGAAGAUGAGAUUAAAUUCGCCAAGGAUAAAUGUGAGAAUUUGGAGGAUGCAGGCAACGAGCUGAUAUUAAGUGAUGAGGAUGUAGUACGCUUUCAAAUAGGCGAGGUAUUUGCUCACGUGCCAACAGAAGAAGUAGAAACUCGGCUAGAGGAGAUGAAAGAAGCGACUGCCAAAAAUUUGGAGAAACUCGAAGAAGAGAAAGUUUCUAUAGUUUCACAAAUGGAUGCAUUGAAGAAAAUUUUGUAUGGCAAGUUUGGGGAUUCCAUCAAUCUAGAGGAGGAAUAAGAGAUUAGUGACCUGAUCUGAGGGCGUAUUUUUCUAAAGGUGCAAUCUCAAUGGAGACCUUCUUUUACAUACUUCCCAUGAUUUCAGAAUUCAGAGCAUAUGUUUUCUGAAAUUUGUAGAGUUGACCGUUCUUCACCAAGUAGUGUUUGUUAUAUAGAUAUUCCAACUACAGAAUUUGGUGUAUUGUCAGUUGGUGGUUAGCUCUUGAUUUGCAGCGCAUAAGUGAAUUACAUGUUGUUGGAAGGUCGUUUUUAGAUUGAGAAUUCAUUAGUUUUUAAGAGCAAAGAAAAUCAUUUUAUUCUGCC